CUCUGAUGCAGGCGCUUUACGUAACCAACGGCUCUGCGUAGGAAGAGUCAUCAGCAUUGCAGCUCCAUACAGCGGCUGUAGCUCAGUGACUACACAGCCUCUUACUUCUCCUCUAUCAGACGUUGGAGGAAAGGGAAAAGACCACAAUGGCAGCAGCAUGCUCUUCCCUGGACCCCGACCUAAUGAGGGAGGUUCUCGAAUGCCCUAUCUGCCUGGAAACUUACAACCAGGAUCAACUCAGACCCAAACUCCUGCAGUGUGGGCAUACUGUGUGUCGACUUUGUCUGGAGAAACUGUUGGCUAAUACCAUCAAUGGUGUCCGCUGCCCCUUCUGCAGCAAGGUCUCCAGGAUGAGCAGCAUCUCCCAGCUGGCAGAUAAUCUUACAGUACUGAAAAUUAUAGAUUGCACUUUGACCUGCACUGCUGCCGCCGCUGCGCUAAUGUGCAAGUCCUGCGGCAACCGGCUACCGAGACAGUUCUGCUAUGACUGCACCACAGUUCUCUGUGAGGUCUGUAAAGCGGAUGGCCACCUGCACGAAGGCCAUUCAGUUCAGCCGAUAAAAGUGGCAGCUGAGCAGCGCCGUAAAGAACUGGGCGGUAGACUGGCUGCCCUCCGUGACGUCAUGGGCAAUAUUCAGAAGAAGAAGACAACACUUGAAAACAUUUCCAAGAGCUUGAGACAAAAGUACCGGGCGGUUCAGCAAGAGUAUUCUACGGCAGAGCUUCAUCUUCAGGAAGAGCUCAGCAAAUCUCGAAGGACAUUCACAGCCUCUUUGGGAGAAGUGGAAAAACUCAAUGCACAGGUUCUUGAGGAGCAGACAUAUCUUCUUAACCUCGCAGAGGUAAAAGUGGUUUCACGUUGCGAUUAUCUGACUGUACGGGUAAGACAGAGUGACAUCGCCUUAUUAAAGGAUGAUGGCGCAGGAAGUGAUGAUGAAGAGCUGGACCUCAGAAGCAGUUUACCCACACAGUUCCAGCUACAAGAGCCAACACUGGCCAGAGCAGAACACUCUAAUCCCAUAGAAGUGGGCUGUUUGACCACAAACACUUACACAGUCAAUACAGAUGAUGAGAAAGGUGGGUUAGAAACAAUUUUAGAGUUUAAAGCAGAGGAUGUGACCUCUGGCGCUAUAGGUGGGUCUGUAAUGGUUCCAAGGGAUCUUUACCGUGAUGUUGACAUGGUUUCAGCUGUAGAUGAGACGGUAUGUGGUUCACCAAGUAGUUUUAAGUCAAAGUCCAUGGACGCAGGUGGGGAAUCUGCGGGGGCUAGUUCCAGGCCACCAGUAUGCCAGUUUGUAAAGAAGAUGGGCUGUAAAGGAGCGCUGCCUGGAAUGUUUAAUUUACCCGUUAGCAUUUGUGUUUCACCACAAGGUGAUAUACUGGUGGCCGAUCGAGGGAACUGCCGUGUCCAGAUUUUCAAUCGUAAAGGUGUCCCGCGCGAAAUCCGACGCAAUGCAAGCAUCGACAACUUUGUUCUGAGCUUCUUUGGUGCCGACCUGCCUAACCUUAUCCCCUUAUCCAUAGCUGUGACUCCUCAAGGCCUGAUUGGUGUUACCGACAACUAUGAUAAUUCAGUUAAAGUCUACACCAUGGAUGGGCAUUAUGUGGCCUGCCAUAAAAACCAGCUGAUUAAGCCUUGGGGAAUUACUGCCAUGCCAUCAGGCCAGUUUGUGGUGUCAGACGUGGAAGGGGGGAAGCUGUGGUGCCUUGCAGUGGACCGCAGUGUAGGUGUAGUCAGCUAUAACCGAUUGUGCUCUGCAGUCCGGCCAAAGUUUGUGACAUGUGAUGCAGCAGGAACCGUGUACUUUACCCAAGGCCUGGCCCUGAACUUCGAAAAGCGCCAGAACGAGCCCCACUUCGAAGGGGGCUUCUCCAUUGGCUCAGUGGGUACCGAUGGCCAGCUGGGGAAGCAGCUCAGCCACUUUUUCUCCGAAACAGAGGACUUCCGCUGCAUCACUGGCAUGUGUGUGGAUGCCAACGGUGAUUUGCUGGUCACAGACAGUGGCAGGAAAGAAAUUCUUCAGUUUCCCAAAGAAGGAGGAUUUAACAUUCUGAUCCAAGAAGGACUGACCUGUCCCGUGGGAGUGGCCACCACCCAGAAAGGACAGCUGCUAGUGCUUGAUUGUUGGGACCACUGUGUCAAAGUCUUUACAUACGUUCAAAGGAGGCAUUCUUCAACUUCCUAGAAACACUUUUUCUCCCUGUGAACUUAAGAGAUUUAGUGGGUAUGUGUGGCUGGUCUGGUUGAAGUUUGAGAAGAGAUAACACUAUUAACUAGUCUCUGUAGUGUAGCUGCAGCAAAGACUAUUUUCUUUCCCAGCUUGGUUCCCAGGUGGCUUAUUGUAUUUAUCACUAUAGCAAGUUGUCUAAGUAGAUCAUGAAAAACAAGCCAUUGGUGUUUAAGCUAUGAAGCACAAAGAGCCGACAUUUCCUUCUAUAUUAGCCUUGGUGUCCCCAUUCAAGCAUGACUGUGUGACUUACUGCAGUUUGACUGAGAAAGAUUUGUCAGAGGGGUAGAAAAUAUUUUCAGAUUUACAUAUGAAAUAAAUAAAACCAAGGCUGUUGGCCUGCAAUGCACUUUAUUACUGACUUGUCACUAUGUCCCGUUAUUUGGUUUUAGUAGCACACUAACAAUAUUUCUACUGAAUGCAGCUGGCAGCUUUAAAAUUUACUUGACCUGUCUCUAAUGGCAAAAAGUAACUAAGAAUCAGCUUUCAUUCUGUAAUAUUCAGGGGAAAUUAAAUGUUAAAUAUUUACUUCUUAUAGAAAAGAGUAUUUAAACAUAAAAUCAUAACCUGAUGUGGUGUGGAGUUAGAGGUACAUCUCCAGAAAUAAAAAAAAAAAAUAAAUAAAUAAAAAAAAAGGGAAUAUUGUGUAAAAGUUCAGUAUAUUUUGUCAUUCCUUUCAGAAAUUGGAACUCAUAUAUGACAUAGAAUAAUAAAGUGAAAAUGUCAAGCCUUUGUUUAUUGCCGUGUCAAUCAUUAUGACUUAUAGAUUAAAUAAAAACGGAAUAUUUAAAACAGAAAUAUCAGGCUUCUGAAAAGUGUUCAAUGCUCUCAAUACCUGGCUGAGCCUCCUUUUGCAUGAAUAACUGCAGUAAUGCAACGUGGCAUGGAGGCAAUUAGCCUGUGGCUUUGCUGAUUUGUAAUUAAAGCCCAAGGUGCUAUGACAGCUGCCUUCAGGUCAUCUGCCUUGUUGGGUCUGACGUCUCAUCUUCCUCUUGCCUACAACCCAUUGAUUCUCUGUGAGAUUCAGUUCAGGCCAGAUUGCUGGUGCUACCCUAAGUGUGGACGUGUGCUUAGAAAUGGAGUGGGUUCAGUAUAGCACUUGUCUGUAAGUGGCUCUUGAUGCACCGACUCCAGCCUCAAUCCACCCUACGUGAAGCUUCCUCAAUUGUUUAAUGCAUUUUGCUUGACAAUCCUUUUAAGGCUGUGGUUCUCCUUGUUGCACCUUUUCCAGCCACACCUUUUUCCUUUAACUUUGUACAAGUACAUACUUGGAUACACACUCUUUAAAAUGGCCUUUUUGUGACUUGCCUCACUGUGAAGGGUGUCAGUGAUUGUCUUCUGGACAUAUGUCAAAUCACCAUUCUUCCCCAUGAAUGUGUGGCCCACUGACUCGGACAAAGAGACCAUUUAGAGCUUAAGGAAAGGAAACCUUUGCAGGUGUUUUGAAUUAAUCAGCUGAUUAAGGUGUGAUAAUAGUUGCCAAUAUUUAACUCUACUACUAUAUUGGCAUUUUUUGAAACACUCAAAUUUGAGUUUUCAUUAUUUGUAAGCCAUUAACAAAAUUAAAGAAAUAAGGGCUUGAGAUAUUACUAUGUGUAAAAAAUCUAUAUAAUAUAGGACAAUCACUUUCUGAAAUGAAUGACAAAAAAUAUUAAACCUUUUCUACAAUAUUCAUAUUGUCUUAGAUGUACCUGUUUAAGAUUCAUUCAAGUGACAUUUUAGAAUUUCUCUUUUGAUUUAAAUUACUUUUACAUUAUAAAUCAUAUUUAUUUUCUUGAAUAUACAAUGCUGCAAUCAAAGUCCAUCUACCUUGCUCCAAAUUUGAGUCAAUUCAUGGUUUAUUGCCUGGGUCAGACCUCUUCAUCUCCAUUUGAUUCCACCAGCAUAGUGCCAGUUUUCUCAAGGUUGAUAGAUCUGUGUGUGUAAUAACCAGAGAAGAAAUGUUCUUAUAUUCCAAAUGAGCUGUGAUGAUUUGAGUGAUGGAAACUAAAAUAGGGCAUACACCUUUCCAUGUCUCAAAAUAUUGAAAAAAAAUGUGCUAAAUGCUGCCAUUUCAGUCCUUUUUGAGACAUUUUUAUAUGUAGAAGUCUGCUAGUAAAAACACAGACAAAAAGACUGUUUUUUUUUGUUUGUUUUUUUUAAAACAUGCAUUAAGCACGUUGGUGCAAUUUGCAAAGGGUGUGUGUCCAUUCUAGUUGGAUCACAUGCAAUGUGAUCUUCCAUUCACUAACUCGGUCUCAUUGCCAUAUUAGAAUGAAAACGUGCAGUGCAUCUGGGGAGGUUGAUAAUUAGAAAUGCUUUCAAAAAUUCAUGACUUGUUAGAAGACUAGAGUAAUCAUCUUGGGUGAAUUUUCUUUUUGACAAGACUCUGGAAGUGUUUGGGAUUUCUAGUGAAUGUGUUGAUCAACUUUUAAUGGUUUUUAUUCUAUUAGGAAUGAAAUAAUGCAUACAAUACAGUUUUGCAGGAAGUGAACACAAAAAUGAAAGUAUCCGAAGUGCUACACUGUCAAGUACCUUUUUGUGAGAAUUGUAACAGGAAAGAAAUGCUUCCAAUAUUUGAAGCCAAGGUCAGGUUAAUGAUAAACUUGUAGAGUACUUUUUAAAAAAAUAACAGUUUAAUAUUUGUUUUUGCUUUUUAGCUUUUAGUGUGAAAUUGGCAGUGGAAUGAAUUAAAGUUUCAAUACGGUUAUGGAGAAGCCAGAGUUGCAUCUGUGAAGGAAAUCAUUAAAACUUGGUUAACAUGCCUAAAAAGAACAACAACAAAAAACAUCCAAAACAUUUUGUUUUGUUGAAGAGAAAAAAAAUGUCAUAAAGCCUUGAGAGCAAUAUAAUUAGCAAUACGGGUAAUUUAUGCACUCAGUUGUUCUUUGAGGCAUUACCCAGCACAGUUGUAGUGUUACCAUAUCAUACCCAAUGAAUAUGGAAAGUCCUCAUGCCUAAGAUUUUUGUUCUUCCCAUGUAAAAUACUCAAACCUGGGUUCAUGUUUGUGAUUUGUGCUCCGCUU
Poecilia latipinna (sailfin molly) is the source of this 5233-nucleotide messenger RNA. RefSeq names its product tripartite motif containing 32 (gene trim32). NCBI's taxonomy places the organism in Eukaryota, Metazoa, Chordata, Actinopteri, Cyprinodontiformes, Poeciliidae. Gene Ontology annotation, molecular function: protein binding; zinc ion binding. The transcript has 2 exons. The coding region runs from base 147 to 2186 and encodes 679 amino acids. The record is from RefSeq and is a predicted model, not a curated record.